Candida dubliniensis CD36 is the source of this 2085-nucleotide messenger RNA. RefSeq lists its product as uncharacterized. Bases 1 to 2085 code for a protein of 694 amino acids. The transcript has a single exon. NCBI's taxonomy places the organism in Eukaryota, Fungi, Ascomycota, Pichiomycetes, Serinales, Debaryomycetaceae. The record is from RefSeq and is a predicted model, not a curated record.
AUGCAACGACGAAUAAGAUUUCGACGACUGAUUCAAGAUUCUACUGAUCAACAACAACAACAACAACAACAACGGAUGGGAGUAUCACGACGAUCAACUCUGAAUAGACUAAACUCCCCUACAUCAUUAACACCUACCACUACUACUACUACUUUUCCAUCAAGUGUUGAUCCUAUUACUGUUAUAAGAAGUAAUACUAGAGGUUCUUUAGCCCCUAAUACUAAUAACCUUAUCCGUGCUGAUGAUGAUGAUGGUGAUGAUGACAACACUAUUUAUGCAACAACAACAACAACGCAACCAUUACAUCGAUCAAAUACGACAACUUAUACAUCACAUUUUGCUCGACCGAAAGUAACAACAAUAUUAAGUUUACCGCAAAAAUUAUUACGAUGGAUAUAUUCAAUAUCAUUAAUUUUAAUCACUUUAUUAGUAUUAUUAUUAAUUAGUGUUACUAUUCUUGAUGUUGUUAUUCAAACAUUAGAUUCACCAUCUGAUCUGGCAAUUAAAACAUUUACGGUUUUAGGAGCUUGUGGAUUUUUUAUACUUAUAUCAAUAAUUAUUUAUUUUGUUCGACUUUAUCAAUUACGAGUUUCAAUUAAUAAUAUUCCAAAUAAAUCAUUAUAUAUCCCAUUUGAAAAUGAUUUUGCUAAUGAUACAAUUUUCCAUUAUAUCGAUGAUAAAUUAAAAUAUUGUCAUGAAAUUAAAUUUAAAAGUGGUCCUUUACAAAAUACUACUUGUAUUAUUAAUCAUCCUGGAUUAUCACCACCAGAAUAUAUUAUGAAAAGAAAUUCUCAAUGUUUAAUAAAUAUGAAUAAAAAUUUAUUUUCUCCAUUGAAAAAUAACCAUAAAGAAUCAAUUAAUCAAAUCAAUGAAAAUGAUAGUAAUAAUAUCAUUGGUGAAGGAACAUUAUUACCACCUAAUAUUCAUUAUGAAGAUGUAAUUCGAAGUUUUGGAGAUAAAUUUUAUACUGGGAAAAUAUUUACUAAUGAUUCAUUACCUAUUGAAUUAUCAAUUGAAGAAAUUAUUAUUUAUUUAACUAAUCAAUUUUUUGAUUCAAAUAAAAAUUUUCAAAAUAAUCCUAAUAUUAAUAAAUUAAUUUUAUUAUAUGAAAAAUUCCGAUUUAGUAAUGAAUUAAUAAAUCAAAGAGAAUUAAUUGAAUUUAUGAUUGAAUUUGAUAAAUUUGGUCAAAUGUGUCAAAAUGAUUAUCAAAUUAAAUUACCAAGAUCAAUAAGUCAUAGUCGUAAUAAUAGUACUAAUAAAUUAAGAAAAUUAAGUAGAUUAAGUGGCAAAUUUAGUGGAUUUGACUUAUCUGAUUAUAGUAGUACAGCAUUAUUUGAUGAUGAUGAUGACGAGGUGGGAGCGGACUACAAUCAAGAAUAUGAUAGUGAAUAUGACGAUGAUGAUGAAAGUUAUGAUGAUGAUGAUGAUGAUGAUGAUGAUGUUGAUGACAAUAGUUCUUCUAAUAAUCCAUUUCAACAUUAUAAAGUUGAAAGUAAAUAUUUUGAAAAGGCAACAAAUAGUGAUGAUGAUGAUAAUAAUAAUAAUGGUAACUUGGAAACUUCUUCUUCAUUGAAUAUUACUCAUAAUAGAGGGUUACAUCAUCAAAGUAGUUUUAGUAGUUCCAAAUCGGUGAUUAGAAAUAAGUUGGCAUUAGGAAAUCGUUCAUUAUUAUUGAAAAAUGAUUCUCAUGGUAGUAGUAGUACUACUACUACUAAAAGAAGCAAACAACAACAACAACAACAACACGAUGUUAUGGGGGAAGAUAAUUAUGAUGAAGAAUAUUAUCAAUUACUGAGAAGACAAAGUGGAUAUAUCACUGAUUCUGAAAAUGAAGAUUAUGAAUUGGAUUCUAUAAAUAAUAAUAAAGAUGAAGAAGAAGAAGAAGAUGAAGAAGAAGAAGAAGAAGAAGAUGAUGAUAAUUAUGAUGAUCAACAACAAUUUUAUCAAUUUAGAACAGGACAAAGAAUAGUACCGGAAAUUACUAUAAAUCAAGAAAUUAAUCAACAACAAGAAAGAAGAUCAAGUAAUGAUGAUAGUAUUAAACGUUUAUCUCCUACAAGUAGCAUUAAAAGGCAUUUCAGUUAA